Messenger RNA from Cajanus cajan (pigeon pea), 2615 nucleotides. RefSeq lists its product as uncharacterized. The record is from RefSeq and is a predicted model, not a curated record. Lineage: Eukaryota; Viridiplantae; Streptophyta; Magnoliopsida; Fabales; Fabaceae.
AUUCUCCCACGGCACAAACCAUUUUUUACCAACUACCACUCAUCAUCUCAUACUUUACGUACCCUCUUUGGGUUUGUUUUGUCUCUCUAGAAUUUGUGAUAAAUUAGUCAUCCACCAAGUUUUGGAAUUUGGGUAUGUCUGUUUAUGUGGUGGCAUCAUUGGACCUAAAUUGGCAUCUUGGGUUGCUUGGUUUUGGAGAAAAUAAGGCAGAACCCAUUUCUGAAGACAAUAACACCAAAAUUUGGCUUCAGAAAUUCAUAUUGUGGCUACCAAUUGUAAUUUUUGGAAUAUGGUGGCUACUUCAUCAAUCAGAAGAGGAAAGAGAAAGCAAUCUCAAUGGCAAUGAGGUUGAUCAUGAAGGAGAGGUUGAUCAAUUGGACCAUUUUUUUAAGUCUCAUCAGGGAGAGCAGGAGCACCUUAGUAGUGAAUUGAACUAUUAUUUUGAUGGCGGUGAUCAUCUCCCGGCCGCCGCGCCCAGUGACAGCGGUGGGAGGAGACACGGUGGUUGUGCCUCUUGUGGAAAUUUAAGCACCACAAGGUGCUCUCGCUGCAAGGCUGCUAGAUAUUGCUCAAUGGAAUGCCAAAUUAUUCAUUGGAGGUCAGGGCAUAAAUACGAAUGUUCGGAAUCAAAGAAUAUAGCAGAUGAAGCAAGACCAACAACUCAUGAUCACGGAAUCUCCAAACUUGUUGAGAACUCUGAAAAGGAGAGUGCCUCUAAUGGGUCCAAUGUUGAUGAUGGAGUGAAGUGGAGUUUAGAAUCAGAUGUGGGUGUGGAAGUUUCAAGUGAAAGUGAUGUUAACAACAUCCAUGGUUGUGAAGUAUGUGGUAGAACAAGUACCACAAGAUGUUCACGAUGCAAAUCCGUCAAAUACUGCUCAGUAAAGUGCUUGAUUAUGGACUGGAGAUGGCACAAAGAUCAGUGCAUUGCCAGGGACGUGGAUUCAACUCCAAUAGAAAGAGCCCAUAGAGAUGUAAAUGUUGGAUUGCUCAAGAGUUCAUAUGAAGAGGAAGAAAAUAUUCAUUCGUCAUCUGAAGGAACCUCAAGCUUCAAAUCUCCAAUUGAAGCAUCACAGGAUCCUAUCAACAAAGUGUUAUAUCUCGAGGAUGAAGCAGCAAGGUCUAGGAAUGAAGCUUUAUUACUACAGUCAGAACUUGAAGACUGGAAGAAGCGAGCAAAUUUUGCUAAAGAAAGAUGGCAAAGCCUCAAGAAAGAAUCUAACCACCAGUUGCUUAAGUUGAAGAAUGAAAGGGAAUCAAUAUCAGAUGCUGAAAAGAAAGCUUGCAGUGUGAUUCGUAGUUUACAUGAAAGGCUAAAGCAUUUGCAGAAAGUAGUGCAAGAAAGCAUUGUAGAGAAGACAAAUCUUGAAGAACAUAUACAAAAUUUAGAGCAUGAAUGUGCCAAGCUCAACAAAGAACUGCAAGAAGAGCAUAAACGCUCUCAAUUUCUUACAGUGGAAUAUGAUAAAAGUCAUGAGGCUGCACAAAUAGCCAAGAGAGAAGUUGAAGCAGUAAGACAAGUGUUACAAGAAGAACGAGAAAAUGCUCAACGAAUUAUGGAGAAUUUUCGUAGGGAUGUUAUAUUUGCUGAAUCUAGAGCUGCCUUUGCUGAGGCAAAACUCAGUGAUCUUCAUAGGAAAAUAAGAAUUUCAGAUUAUAAGGUCUGUUCUAUAUGCCUCUGUAAUGAAAAGGACUUGGCUUUUGGAUGUGGGCACAUGACUUGUAGAGAGUGUGGAUUAAAAUUAUCAAAGUGUCAUAUAUGCCGUGAGCAGAUCACAAACCAUAUCAAGCUAUUCCCUGGGUGACUAUAUUUGGAUCCUCAUAUUAUUUUUUGUGGGCUCCAAAUAUAUUGUGUACAUAAAAUCCUGUAACAAAGAUUUUUACCAUUGUUACACAUUUCCCUUUUUACCUCUUAUGUUUCCUACAUGUGCACUAUCAGGUUAUUCAUACCCUGCUAUAGUACUACAUACAUGUUGUGUACUCCUGGAACCAACAUAUAGUACCACUAUUCAGCUACAUAGUUUGUUGACUUGACUGGCAAACUAUCACAUACCAUUAGAAAACAGACAACAAAAGUAAUCUAAUCCUCUCAUGGCUAAUGCAGUGUUACAUGGAGCCUAUUUGGGUAAACUUCUCUAGAAGCAUUUCUAGGAGGAAAAAAUAGAAAUGAAAUUAAAUAAACUUCUUGAUAUGCUAAAAUGAGCUCAUGCAUGUGCUAGUUUGUAGAAGUUUUCUGGUGUAACUUCUCAAAAAAAUCAUAAAUUAACUUAUGUACAAGCUAAUUUCUAUAGAAAAGUUUAUUUCAUGUUUUCAUCAUAUUUUCUUUUUCAGAAGUGUUUUUAGAGAAGUUUAUCUAAACAGCCCAUGGUGUCAAAUGGAAGAUGGGAUAUUAUACCUUAGAUCCUUGCAUCAGUUGUACUCAUCUAGUCCCUCAUGUCUUCUUUUAUCCCAAACUGAAAGGAAAAGGUAUAUAAUGAUGUCAACAACUGACCCUUGAAUGUAAACAGUGGAAACAUUUGGUUGCCUUGAACACCUAUGUAGUCCACAUUUCCACUACAAGAAUUCUGCAUAGCUUAUGUAAAUUACCUACCUAAAUAAUAUAGUCUCUUGUCUGCAGA